Alnus glutinosa is the source of this 1144-nucleotide messenger RNA. RefSeq names its product dehydration-responsive element-binding protein 2A-like. Gene Ontology annotation, molecular function: transcription cis-regulatory region binding; DNA-binding transcription factor activity. The record is from RefSeq and is a predicted model, not a curated record. Bases 132 to 947 code for a protein of 271 amino acids. NCBI's taxonomy places the organism in Eukaryota, Viridiplantae, Streptophyta, Magnoliopsida, Fagales, Betulaceae. Gene Ontology annotation, biological process: response to stress; positive regulation of DNA-templated transcription. Gene Ontology annotation, cellular component: nucleus. The transcript has 2 exons.
UUUUGCGCAUAAAGAAUUGUUUUCGUCUGAGAACUUCUCGAAGGUUCUUCUUUCCCGCGCAGAAACCAAUUGCGUUCGCCAUCGCUAUUCAUCGGAAAUUCGGAAUCGCUACUCAUCGGCUGGAUUCUUCGAUGGCCAUUCCGUCGGAGGCUACGGUUUCGAGUUGUUGCAGGAAGAGAAAGUUUCGAAGUAGAAAAGAUGCAGCUCUAUCAGUUGCUGAGACCCUUGCCAAGUGGGAAGAGCAUAACGCCCAGCUCGACUCUUGCAAUAAUGAGACUAAAUCAGCUCGUAAAGCUCCAGGUAUUGGGUCGAAGAAGGGAUGUAUGAAAGGAAAAGGAGGUCCUGAGAACUCAUCAUGUAAGUACAGAGGUGUUAGGCAGAGGACAUGGGGUAAAUGGGUUGCUGAAAUUCGUGAGCCAAAGGGAAAAAGGCUAUGGCUUGGUACUUUUGAAAAUGCUGUUGAUGCUGCCUUGUCUUAUGAUAAAGCUGCAAUGGCAAUGUACGGUUCUCGUGCUCGUCUCAACUUUCCGGAUUAUUGUUCAGCUACAACCUCAUCAAGCGUCUGUCUGACAGCAACUCCGUCACAUUCUGAUUCUGUCACUACAUCAAGCUAUUAUGAAGCCUUUGUAGCUGAGGAUAUAAGCGUGAGAAACGAGGAUGAAUGGAGAAGUAACACUUUACAUGCUGCAGUCACUGAAGCUGCCAUUCCAAGUAGUACGCUGCAGUCGGAAGCAAAGGAUGGGUGCUGUAACAUUGAAGAAGAGUCUGAAGCCAUUUCAAACUGUUUUUGGGAGGAUGACGGGUUGUCUUUGGAGGAAGUUAAUGCACUCUUUGACACUAGUCCUCUCCCUGAUAUUGAAUCGGUAUUGGGUUAUGAUGCUGGUCAGCUUUGGUUCUCUGCCAGUGAGACUCUGAAUAAUAUGGCAGCAGACACCUUCCAGAGUUAAUACGCAAAGGAGUAUUAGAAUUAUUAGAUUAGUGGAAGAUUUCACAUUUUUAGUUGAGGGGGAUAAUGAAAUGUUAGAUAGGAGGCAUAGCAGUCUUGGAUUCUUUUUGGCUGACUAAGCUGAUUCUUUCAGGGUUUUAGAUUGGGGAAUUGGCUUUUUAUUUUUUUAUGUAACAAUUAUACUACUUUAGGAUACAC